UCAAUUACAUACCCUUGGACGGCAUUAAAACCAAGGUGCUAUAAUGCCGUGAAGGUGCUAGUAGAAACAAAUUGCGUUGAUUUGUUUUGAUGUGGUACGUUAUUUAGUAUUUAAUAAAGAUGGUGUUCUAUUUUGAAAGCAGUGUUGUGUCGCCACCUGGCCUAAUUUAUAUGGGAAAGGAUAAGUAUGAAAAUGAAGAGCUUAUACGAUGGGGAUGGCCUGGAGAUGUUUGGUUUCACGUGCACAAUUAUUCUUCUGCUCAUGUUUAUCUAAGACUUAAGGAGGGUCAAACCAUAGAUAACAUUCCACAAGCACUCCUCAAUGAUGCUGCGCAGUUGGUGAAACAUAACAGCAUUCAAGGAAAUAAAAUUAACAAUGUAGAUGUGGUUUAUACACCAUGGUCAAAUCUUAAAAAAACACCCGACAUGGAAGUUGGCCAAAUUGGAUAUUUUUGUGAAAAGAGUGUAAAAAAAAUACGUGUAGAGAAAAGAAUAAACGAAAUUGUAAAUCGACUGAAUAAAACCAAGACGGAAGACUAUCCUGAUUUACGUCAACAAAGGGAAGAACGUGAUGCCGAAGAGAGAAAUGAAAAGAAGCAUCUUUUAAAAGCUCAGCGAGAGAAAGAAGAAGAAGAAGCCAGACGGCAAAAAGCAGAGGCGCAAAAUCGCAGUUAUGAUAAAUUGUUUAAACCGGAAAGUAUGUCUACCAAUUAUGAUGAUGGAAACGAUUCCGAUGAUUUUAUGUAACAAUAAAAGGAAAACCAGCAAAUAACUCAGCCUCACUUUUUAUCACCAAAACAAAAAAAACUAUUCUUGCUUCUCUAAACCAAUAAAUUUUAAAACUCCAUAUUUACUAAA
Messenger RNA from Ceratitis capitata (Mediterranean fruit fly), 857 nucleotides. Its product is annotated as coiled-coil domain-containing protein 25. NCBI's taxonomy places the organism in Eukaryota, Metazoa, Arthropoda, Insecta, Diptera, Tephritidae. The transcript is spliced from 3 exons. Bases 120 to 746 code for a protein of 208 amino acids. The record is from RefSeq and is a predicted model, not a curated record.